UUUUUGGUAAACACAACAGGCUUCCGGUGCAUAUCGACUUUCUGCCUGUUCGCCUGGUAACCGAUGAAUUUCGUUGAUCAUUUAAACAAAUGGGCGAGUAGAGUGGAUAUGGACUACGGGAACAAACUGAACCAGGCUCUCUCCUCUAGCUCUAAAUUUCUACCCACAGCAGGAGGACCGCGGGGGGCUGCACCGUUUCAGCACUACGGCCGUCCGUUGGGGCACGGCGUGAAAGUCAAAGAGGAGGACGAGAGUGUCGAGGAUUUCUUCCAUUUCGCUCAGCAUCUUCAGCAGCAAACAGGAGAGUGCCUCACAGCUUGCUGCGGUGGAGCAAAUCCCAAAACGACACCUCUCACAGCAUCUCUAACUGCCGCUCUCCCUAACGCUCUCACUAGCCCUCCACCCAAACCAAACAGCCAGCCUUCGGCGGAGAGGCCGUAUCACUGCCAGGACUGUGGAAAGUAUUUCAGAAUCAGUGACAUUAAGCGCCACCAGAGAAUUCACAGUGGCGAGAGGCCGUUCCCUUGCUUUCAGUGCGGUAAGAAUUUCCCCACGUCAGGAGACCUAAAAAGGCACGAGAGGAUCCACACGGGAGAGCGGCCGUACCACUGCCUGCAGUGCGGCAAGAAUUUCUCAGAUUCGGGGCACCUGAAGCAGCACGAGAGGAUGCACACGGGGGAGAGGCCUUACCAGUGUUCACAGUGCGCUAAGCGCUUCUACAGAUCGGGAGACCUAAAGAGACAUCUCAGAAUCCACAGCGGGGAACGGCCUUACAAAUGCCCCCAGUGCGAAAAGACCUUCUCCGAUUCCGGACAUUUGCGGGGUCACCAGCGUAUCCACACGGGAGAAAGACCCCACCGCUGCACUCUGUGCGAGAAGAGCUUCUUUAGAUCAGGUGAUCUGAAGAGGCACCAUAGGACGCACACCGGAGAGCGGCCUUACCAGUGCUACCAGUGUGGAAAGAGCUUCUCCGAAUCGGGACACCUCAAGGAGCACAGGCGGAUUCACACCGGUGAAAAACCUUAUCACUGCAACCAGUGUGACAAGAGCUUCUCUAGGCUGGAGAGGCUCAAGGGCCACCAGAGCAUCCACACGGGGGAGAGGCCCUUUCACUGCGCACAGUGCGGCAAGAACUUCUUCAGGUCCGGAGAGCUGAAGAGGCACCAGAGGAUACAUAAUGGGGACAGAGCGUAAAAUUCACUUACAUUAGGGCUAGUUUUGAUCUUUGGUUUUUGCAGGGCAUUUGUUUUAUUUUAUUAUAUAUGUGGCCAGUCUGACUGCUAAUGUCACUGUACUGCAGGACUGUUUCUGCCCUGGGUAACAUACGGUUCAACAGAAGCUCUAGGGUUAAAGGUAUACUCUGGCUUUUUUAAACCUAAUAUCUGUCUGCUGUAUCUGUAUCGUUUGAAAAGUCCAUUUUUGCCAGGAAGAGGAGGAAAAAAUAGUCUGAGAAUUUUUUUUCUCCUUUUCUGGUUCUGCAGUAGACAGCAGUAUGUCUACAUUUUGACUUAUUGUUUUGUAUCUUGACUUAUUUUAGUGUCUUGAAAUAAUUAACACAUUAUUUUAACAUAGUAUCUCAAAUUUUGAGUUAUUUUGAGAUAAGCAGGAUUUUGAGAAACCUAAAUUUGCAUCAGUAGUCAGUAUUUUGUGGUUAAGUAAAUAUUUUGAAAUAAUAAGUCAAUAUUUAAAAAUACUAAUUAAUAUAUUGCCAUACUGCUGUGAGAAACUGAGAAAAAGCAAACACUGGCCUUUUUUGUCCUCUACCUGGUGGAAGUGGGAUUCGUAUGGUCAGUUACCUCAGACCGUGAUUUUAAUGCAUUUCUUUAUAUGUGACAAAAGAACAGAAAACCUGUUGACUCAAACUGUUUAUAAUAGAAGCCAGUGGGCAGUUGCUUCUGUUGUUAGUUGUUUUAAAAUUUCAAGUAAUCAGGUCUUCUGUUCUUUUUAUUAUAUGGUAUAAAUGCAGCGGAUGGAGAAUAGGUUGAAAAGUGCAUUCCUUUAAGGUAUGUUCAUGAAGGGCUGAAGCAAAAACUUGCAUACACGUUGGCUCUUGUAGAAGGAGGGUCAGACCUGCCUGUGCUAUUUAAUGUAUGUACCCCCAGAUACUAAUGGAGAGGGCAGUUACCUGACUGGCCUUUGACAUUCCUUGAUAAAAAUGAAUAUGGAUUCUUAUUUGAAUUUUUUUCGAAAAAGAGAUAAGUGUAGAUAUUCCCAUCCAAGUUAAAGGUAUUUUUUCCCCUCAUCGCUCAUUUCCAAUCCAGUUGUAUUCCAAAUCACUUUAUAACCGCUACCUCUACAUGCCUUUAUUUACAGGGAAGCGCCUUUAGAGCAUGACCUGUGGAGGUGGUUGCCUUCAAUUAUCAAAACAGGGCCACUGUUACUCACUGGCAACCUCUGCAUCCGGCUAAAGUAACACUCAUCUAUUGUUUCUCUCCCGUAGAUGUUUUUAUAGAUGCUCAUAUUCCCAUAACAUUUACAAAAAGUGGCGUUUAAAGUGUGGAUUGUACAGUACAAUGUUUGUAUAUUGUAGCAAGGUAUAUGUCAAGUGAAAGACUCUGUAGAACUGUAUAUUGUAAAGGAGAUUCUUUAUGUGUAUGCUUACUUGUAUUUACAAAUAUUACUUGCUUUUUUACUUUUUAAACCCUUCACAAGCGCGUGCUGAAUUCCAUUAGUGUUCAGAAGCAGUCAACGGCUGUGAUGGUUGACUUAGACAUGAGACGUGUGUGUCCCUGACAUUAACUUUUGUCAUGUUUCCUUUGAUGUAUCACUGUAUGUAACGGCACACAAUGAUCUUGUGCUUGCAUCUGCCACUAUUGUGGCACUGUAAAAUGCUACUGUACUCAUCAUGUAAACAGUACAUGGGGAAAAUAUUCUAAGUAUGACACUCUGUCCACUCCUCAAAUAUAUUUUUCACCACUAUCUUGAAAGUAGUAUUUACCAAGUGAGAGUGUCCUCUGUUGUGGAACCACAAUUUAUGAUUCAUUUGUUUUUUAAAACAUGAAAUAUUUGGGGUCUGCACUUAUAGGCGAAGUGUGUAUUAAUCCAAUCUUUCACAGAUCCUAUGAAUUAGAUUUAGUGUCUAACUACAUUUUUGUUUUUGUUAAAACAUUUUUUUUUUCCGUAUUGCUGUCAUUUUUUUUAAAGACAUAUGUAUGUAUUUAACCAUUCAUGAGAUGUGUUUAGUUUAGUUGUCCUUGAUUCAAUCAGAUGUUUUUAAGAAACAACAGAAAACGCCUUGGCAAAAUACCACAGAGUGGUAGAGAAUGAGGUGAAGCAGAUUUCUGAUUGAAUCCAGGCUCUAGAGUAGGUGUGGUAUUUUCCUACCCUGGGCUGCCCCAUCCUUUGCCUGUGCAUGAGUGCUUUCUUCAUAUGUUAAUGUAAUUAUCCCUUAUUUGCACAAAAUAAAUACAUAAUCUCAGCUCACA
Colossoma macropomum (tambaqui) is the source of this 3425-nucleotide messenger RNA. Its product is annotated as zinc finger protein 239. Bases 64 to 1194 code for a protein of 376 amino acids. The record is from RefSeq and is a predicted model, not a curated record. Lineage: Eukaryota; Metazoa; Chordata; Actinopteri; Characiformes; Serrasalmidae. Gene Ontology annotation, biological process: regulation of transcription by RNA polymerase II. The transcript is spliced from 3 exons. Gene Ontology annotation, molecular function: RNA polymerase II cis-regulatory region sequence-specific DNA binding; DNA-binding transcription factor activity.